This is a messenger RNA of Calliphora vicina (urban bluebottle blowfly), 4845 nucleotides long. RefSeq names its product sidestep VIII (gene side-VIII). The record is from RefSeq and is a predicted model, not a curated record. Gene Ontology annotation, molecular function: protein binding. The transcript is spliced from 19 exons. Bases 980 to 4378 code for a protein of 1132 amino acids. Lineage: Eukaryota; Metazoa; Arthropoda; Insecta; Diptera; Calliphoridae.
UUUUAAAGUAAAAUCUCUUCAGCAGCAUACUUGUGUCUAUUCAGAUUCUGAUCACUUGGUAUAAAUUGUGGAAAUAACGAACAAAAAAUUAAAGAUUAUUGCAAAGAUUUAAGCAAUAUUUUCAUAAUACUGCGACAUUGUAAAAUCUUAUUAUACCUUCGUUUGGCUAUUGUUUUACAUAGUUUUGUUUUGUUUUGUACGGUAUUGUAUUGUGUGCCGGCAAACCAUUUCCUUGAAUAUAAAGUGUACAACCAUUUGUGGUCUAUAGCAAAUACAGGUGGUUGCUGAUCCAGCUCUUCUAUUAUAUUGCCACUCGUACAAAUGUAAACAGCAAUCAAGACCCUAUGGCCAUGUAAAUUUAAACACAAAACAGCUCAAGUCAAGUUUACUUAAUAAAAAAUAAAAACGAAAACCAACAGAAAAUGAAAAACAACAGAAGCAGUAGCAGUAGCAGAAACAACUAUAACAACAUUAACUACAAGUAUACUCGUAACACUAUAAAAUAAAAUUGUUUUAAAUAAAAGCAAAUACAUGCAUAGAAAAACAACAUCAUUAACAACAAACAACAAUAACAACAACUGAAUAUAAUUAACAUUCUAAAUAAAUAUAUAUUUAGAUAUAUAUAGUACAUGUCUUGCAUAUUCACUGGUUUAACUGGUGUAACUGCUGGCACAAACACUAGCUCCUGACUCUGUUCUACCACUGUACUCUACUACUAUAUUGUCGUCAACGUCAUCCUGCCCCACAACUAAUCCUGAUCCUGUUUCUUAUAUGUGUUUUUUACUUCCUUAUAUUUGUUUCAUUAUAUUCAUUCUCUGAGCCCCCACAAACACUCUAUUGAAUAGAAAACCGUUCAACUAACGAAACACGAACAACACCAUUCAACACAAAACCAUACAACACAUCUCAACUGGUCUCGGUUAGAUUCGACUCGACUUCUUUUCAAUCGCUGGUCUUUCGUAUUUACACUGUCUGAACUAUGGAUUUAUCAUCGUACGUACAACUGUUCUGUUCAUCCGCAUUAUGUUGGCUUUUCAUACUCAUUAUAUGUUGUGCAACACAUACAACAUCGACACGUGCUCGUGUAACACCCACAGCCAUGACACGUAACAUCGAGGAGGAAAAUGUUAAAUAUCUCUUAGAAGGUCCACCUGUCUUAGUCGAAUCAAUAUUUGGCACUUUAGCCAGGCUGCCAUGCAAUGUGACACCUCCUUUGCAGGAAGAUCGAGUAGCAUUGGUGAUUUGGUAUAAAGUCGGGCUAAAAACACCCAUUUAUAGUGUUGAUACAAGAGAGUCCAACUUUUCCCAAGGUGCUCAUUGGUCUGAUGAAGACUAUCGCGAACGUUUAUCCUUUGCGUUGGACGGCCGUACUGGGACAUUAACAAUGAAAAAUACUCAGCAAGAGGAUACAGGAGAAUAUCGAUGUCGUGUAGAUUUUCAAAAGAGUCCUACACGAAAUUCCAAAGUUAAUUUGACUGUUAUAAUUCCACCCGAAUCAAUUAUUAUAUUGGAUCACAAAGGUACAACAAUUAAAGAUCAUACAUUGGGUCCAUACAAUGAAGGUACCAUGAUAAAUAUAACGUGUGUCGCCAUUGGAGGCCAACCGCAGCCAAGAGUUAUCUGGUUUCAUGAAAAUACAAUACUUGACACCUCAUCACAUGCUUUGUCAGACCGUCGUGUCGGUAAUAUUUUAUCACUGUCAAAAUUGAUACGCAAAAACUUGCACAUGCAACUAACAUGUCAGGCUGCCAAUAAUAAUCUAACAAUACCAAUUACAAAUACCGUAGUAUUGGAUAUGAAUCUACGUCCAUUACUUGUUAAAUUGCAAGGAGAAAAUCGUCCUUUAUCUGCGGAUAAUUCAUAUCAAUUAAGCUGUGUAGUCAUUGGGUCGAGACCAGCGCCCACAAUAACAUGGUGGAAGGGUAGUACGCCAAUGAAAAAUACUCAUGAAAUUGCUAAUCCCGAUGGAAAUAUGACCACAUCAAUUUUAACCUUUACACCCACAAUUGAUGACCGUGGCAAGUAUUUAUCAUGUCGCGCAGAACAGAGCAUGAUUCCAGAGUCGGGUAUGGAGGAUGGUUGGAAAUUGGAUAUUUAUCAUAUACCAGUGGUUACUUUGGAGCUCGGAACAAAUUCCAUGAACUCAACAUUUCGAGAAGGCAUCGAUGUGUUUUUUGAAUGUAACAUUAAAUCAAAUCCAUGGAUCAACAAUGUCAGUUGGCGUCAUAACGGCAACAUUUUGGAAAAUAAUAUUGCUGAAGGCAUUAUAGUGGCUAACCAAAGUCUGGUUUUGCAAAAUGUAAGCAGAGCACGCAGCGGCAUUUACACAUGCGUCGGCAGCAAUCGAGAAGGGGAUGGCGAGAGUAAUCCAGUGCACUUAGAUAUACGAUUUGCACCCGUAUGUCGACAAGGACAACGAAGUGUCUAUAGUACGGGACGUCAUGAAACGGUAAAAAUUGCAUGUGAAAUUGAAGCAAAUCCAGCGGAAACAACAUACGUGUGGAAAUUCAAUGCCACACUUGGUGAAACAAUUGAUAUACCGGCCUCACUUAUUGCCAUUGAUCGUGGACGCAGCAUUGCACAUUACACACCAAUGACAGAAAAUGACUAUGGAACUCUAUUAUGUUGGGCUAGUAAUGAAAUCGGUGAUCAAACGGAGCCCUGUGUUUAUACAAUAACACCAGCAGGUGAACCAGACCCUUUGCUAAAUUGUACAUUGCUCAAUCAAACUUCAACUGGCUUUCAAAUUGAGUGCAUAGAAGGUUUUGAUGGUGGCUUACAGCAAGAUUUCAUCAUGGAAGUUUAUGUGAAUGGCACUACCAGACAUCCAAAGAUCUACAAAUCAAAGACACCUUAUUUUGAGGUGCGUGGUUUAGUACCAGGUGCUGGUUAUAAUGUGUUUUUGGUGGCUCACAACAGCAAAGGACGCAGCAAUGCAACCAUAUUGCAAGUAUACACACUUAAGGAUCCAGAAAAACAGACAGAUCUGUCUUUAGCUUAUGCUCCCGUCAUUGAGGACAUACGUCCGUUUCUGGGUAUUUUAGUUGGCGUUGUGGUCAGCAUCGUUUUGGUGGCACUAAUCAUUGUAAUCAUUGUACGAAUGAGGGGUUCGUCAGGCAGGGACCGUAAUAAUUACAUGCAUGGAACGGCCACUACUCAGGGACGUAACAACAAUGGCCUCGGGCCGCUUCACAACAGUCACGACAUGCACAAUGGUCGGGGAACUUGUCAUGUAACUAGCAGUUUAGAUAGCAUUGACAAAAAUCCUGAUAUAAUACCACAAGAUGGACACGAUGAGGACGAUGAGUGGACGACUAGUGCUCACAACCACGCAUAUGCUACAGCUGCCAUGGCCGAACAGAAUGCCGUGAUAACCUCGUCAACAAACUAUGAUCACAUAAUUCCCACAUAUGCUGUCGUCGAUAAAAAGUCACAACAGCAGCAUUUACAACAAUUGCAACAACACCAACAGCAAACACAGCAAAUGUCUGCAGUUCCACCGCCACAUCAUGGCCAAUAUGUACAAUACAAUACCCUCAUCCCCGUUAGCAAAAUGAGCGCUUUCCAAGCACAGCAGCAACAACAACAGCCAAAUAAGAGUGAGUUUUCACAUGCCGAUAUUACAGGGGCAACAGGUCAACGCAUACCUCCAUAUUGCAGUGCAACAUUAGGUCGUCCAAGACAAACGGAUUUAAAACGAGCCGAGCCCAACAUAUAUUCACAGAUUGAUCUUGCUCAUCAUCCCAUGUACUCGACGAGUCCUAUGUUUGCCACCAAUACCAUAACUGGUGUCACAAUGUCACAUCCAUCACAAUUGGCCACCUUUGCAACACCACCACUACCAUCCAUGUAUGCGCAUAAACUAGUUUCAGCUUCACAAUCACAAAAUAUUCCAACAGCCAUGGUAUCUGUGUCUGCAGCAAAUGUCCACACCACCAACGUGGGUAGUGGCUGUGGUGGCGUAGGAGGCGGAAGUAUAAUGCAAACAACUGGAAUGAUGCCCGGGCACAUACCAGUCUCACAUCACAAUGCCCAACAACAAUCCAUCAUUUGUGCGUCCCAGAAGAGACCACAAUCGCCUUCGGCAGCAUCAACACAUUCAGCGGCAACAGCAUCAGCAUCAGCAACAACCACGCUGCCAUCUUCAUCUUUAGCAUCAAGUUGUUCAGCGGGCGGAGUGGGUGGCGGCAUCUUAAAUUUACAGGGAAACGGUAGUAUAGUGCCUGUCAACAAUAUGGGCGGCUCAGGUGUCUAUCUUAACGAAGCGCCCUCAAAUUCUGGCAUUUUAAAAUCUGUUCCCGAAGAAAUAAUUCAUCAUCAAAUUAAUGGUGAGAAUAUUAUCAUGACGCAAGAUCGAAACAACGGCACACGAUUCUGACGAUAAACAUUAUCUAGUUUUAAGAAACCAUGAACUAAAAAUUCAAAACUCAACAAUAAAAAAAAGUAGACAAUGAACCUCAUAUAAGUAAAACAUUCAUAGAAAAAUAACAUUUUAAAUCAAUUCAAAGUGAACCUCAUGUUGAUAAAAAACAAAAAACAAAUACUAAAUAAUAAUUUACAAAAUAAAAAUAAAAAUAUAAAAAGAAGGAAACAAGAGACCUUUAACAACAACAUAUAGCAGAGUAAUAAAGACGUUAUAAAAAAACAAAAACUCAAUUAACUGCCUUUUAAAUGAAACGCAUUUAAAUCCAAUUUAAAACUAAACACUUUCUUUCAAUCCGACAAUUUAUAAAAAAAAUAUUCACGGAAAUAUUCAACCUUCAUGAAGCAUUAGUAUUUCAGCUUCUGAAAUACAACAACACCUUUUAUAAAUACAAUUAAAACUAAUAAUUUAAAUAUUUUUUA